AUGAACUCAACCUUUAUCCCCCGAUCAGAGGAGAUCGGCAACUCCGAUGCGGCCGAGGACCUCUACGGCCUUGGAGUACGACUCGGGUUCUACCUUCAAGCCCUAGCCAUGAUCCUCUACAUGUUCGGCGAUCGCAAAACCUACGGAACAGGGCUAAAGAUAGCCUCUGGAAGCAUUACUGUAUCCAUCUUAGCCUCGUGGUUCAGCUACGCAGCUCAAGCCCAAUUCAGUCCAAGCGAAGCAAUCAUCGUCUUAUUUUAUCUCACGAGCCUGUCGCUCCCCGCUAAAUAUACCCUUAUCAACCCGCGUACUAUCAAAGGCGAAUCAAUCGGCGUUUUUACUCUCAUUCUCACCGAAUUAGCUACUUGCGCCGCCCUCUUAUGGACUUUUGCGACGCUUGUGGACACGCUGCCGCGAUUAGAAACCCCUAAUCUGGGUUUCUUCUUUGCGCCCGUGUCUCUUACGGGAUGGUUCCGAUACCUUGCCCUUGCCUAUUUUGUCAUCGAUGCGACAACCUCGCUGAUCAGCGUGAGUAAGAUGUUCCAAGUAUUGCAUAUUGCCUGGAAACCCGAUGGUAGCAGCGAAAGUGAAUCGUUAAGCUCGGACAAGGAAGAGCAAAUUAAGGAGCUCAUUAUGUGGAAGGGAUGGUUGAUAUACGUUGCGGGACUCUACUGGGUUUUCUCAAUUGUGGCUAUUGAAACGACCUUGGUUUGGAAUCACUUGACUCCCUUGAACGACCUUGGAUCACCCGGUCAAUUAAUCCCAUUUGUGACGGGGGUCAUUCUGCUGCUGGAUAGCAUAGCUGUCGUGGCAAGGGAGCAUUUUAUACGAUAUCUGGAGAUGGCGAACCCCAUCUGUGAUUAUUGGUUAUUUGUUUUAUGGCUCCUUGGUCAGGGCUAUCGCAUCCAACUCCGUUAUAAGUUGUCUUUUCUACGCAAGCUCCCUUACCCGCGAGAUGAGGAGAGCGGUGUAUGGUUGAGGAAUAAGAGCGAAAGCAGGAGCAGCUGCUAG
Molecule: messenger RNA, 1011 nt
Organism: Aspergillus welwitschiae
Lineage: Eukaryota; Fungi; Ascomycota; Eurotiomycetes; Eurotiales; Aspergillaceae
Exons: 1
Coding region: 1-1011 (336 amino acids)
Source: RefSeq, a predicted model, not a curated record